Zygosaccharomyces rouxii is the source of this 1473-nucleotide messenger RNA. It is a transcript of the gene TRM5, whose product is annotated as tRNA (guanine) methyltransferase. The transcript has a single exon. The record is from RefSeq and is a predicted model, not a curated record. Gene Ontology annotation, biological process: mitochondrial tRNA methylation; tRNA N1-guanine methylation. Gene Ontology annotation, cellular component: cytoplasm; mitochondrial matrix. Bases 1 to 1473 code for a protein of 490 amino acids. NCBI's taxonomy places the organism in Eukaryota, Fungi, Ascomycota, Saccharomycetes, Saccharomycetales, Saccharomycetaceae.
AUGAGUGUUCAGAGUCUAUUACCGAGGCAAUUGAGACGACUAGCUAUGAAUCUAAACCCAACAAUGUUAAAAUUCCAACCACCUGUGAACAGAAACAUGAGAACUCUCGAUAGAUCGUUCUUCAUCACCAAGGUUCCACUAUGUGUAGUCAGUUUUCCAGAUCCAAGAAAUAUCAGUUUGUUCUCCAAACAGUUUAAGGAUUGCAUUCUAAGAGUACCACGUAUUCCUCACGUCGCAAAGCUGGAAACCUUACCUGGACAAGAUAAUACUAGUAACAAUGAUAACGAUACCGUAAAGAAAGGUGUUUUACUGCACGAUUCAAUCACCAAAGUGGAUGAAUGUUACCAAAAGCUGCCUAAGGAAGCACUAGAGUUUUUAAAAAAUGCAAAUGCAGAGAUUCUGCCGUAUGAGAAAGUGUUAGAGUACGAUUUUUGGAAAACUGAUGAAAUAUUGAGAGCCGUAUUACCGGAAGACCUAUUACAUGAUAUCCCAACAGGUUUCACUGUAACGGGACACAUUGCCCAUUUAAAUCUACGUGAAGAGUUCAAACCUUAUGAUACGUUUAUUGGACAGGUGAUUCUGGAUAAGAACGGCAGAAUUGAGACCGUUGUCGAUAAAGUCAGUUCGAUUGCCACCAAAUUCCGUACUUUUCCCAUGAAAGUAAUUGCAGGCAGAGAUGAUAGUCUUGUAGUGGAACAAAGAGAAUCGGACUGUAUUUUCAAAUUUGAUUUCAGCAAAGUCUAUUGGAAUUCAAGACUACAUACGGAGCAUGAUAGAUUAGUAUCACAAUUUUUCCAGCCAGGACAGAUCGUAUGUGACGUAUUUGCAGGUGUGGGACCGUUUGCCAUUCCAGCUGGUAAGAAAAAAGUGCUUGUACUUGCCAAUGAUUUGAAUCCUGACAGCUUUAAAUAUCUGCAAGAGAAUAUCCAGCUGAACAAAGUGGCACACACGGUGAAACCGUUUGAGAUGGAUGGUGCACAAUUCAUACGUGAAUCGCCACGUCUAGUGGAACAAUGGUCAAAAUCAGAUGGUGGUAAAAUCCUCAUACCGCUAAAUAAUAACAACAGGAGAAAGAGACAGAAGAAAGACGAUCAAAAGACCCUAGAACCACCAGCACAGCACGAAAGAGAGAUCCCGAUCCCACAAGAAAUCAACCACUAUGUCAUGAAUCUACCAGACAGUGCAAUAACUUUUUUGCACCAUUUCAGAGGACUAUUGAAGGGAACAAACAUCAAGAACAUGCCAUGGAUUCACGUCCACUGCUUCGAAAAGCACUCCAAUGACGAGGAGCCGGCAAUGGAGGAACUACAUAAAAGAGUUUACCAAAGAAUCAUUGAUGAACUACAAACGGAUGAAUCAACGCUAGCGAUUACUCAGGUGAAAUUCCACCUAGUGCGUAAGGUGUCGCCAACCAAACCGAUGUUCUGUGCGAGCUUCCAGCUACCCACAGAUGUGGCAUACGCAGAGCAGUAG